CGAGAGCUUUAUAAUCCAGCAGCGAUGGUGGAGGGGAAACCGUACAGGUACGGCCUGAUAGCGGCGGGGCUGUGCGUGGCGUCACUCGGCCUCUUCAUCAUGUCUCAGGAGCGACCGCACGUCUACGCCACUGUAUGCGUCCUGGGCGUCAGCAUGGUGUGUUUGGGGACUGUGUGGAGCCUGUGCCAGUGCUAUCCGAAGGUCAUUCUGGCUCCUGAGAAUCAGGAGAAAAGUGGACAGGAUCUAGUGUGCACUGCAGCUGGAGCAAAAGACGAAAGGCAUGCAGAGGCUCUGCCAGGUUCCUCUGGCCAAAAGUGGAGUAGCAGCAGACUUCUUCCUGAAGCUCAGACGAGCCGGUGUCACAGCUGUCCCACGCUGCACCUGAUCUGAGGGGAGGGACGCCAUCAUCAGAGGAGCGGUCCGAUCAGAACACUCAGGACGGGACAGUGUUUUACUAAAUGACAGCGUCACUCUCACAUGAGGCUGUUUGAAUGUGACUGAUCGACGGCUGUACAAAACUCCACAGAGUACCAGUGCUGAGACAAUGAAGCUGAAUAUACAGUAUUUUGCAUAUUAGUUCCAGAAGAUGGCACUAUUUACUAUAUGAAAGAGUAUGAAUGUGUGUGUUUGUGUGUGUCUGUGUGUGGCGGACACUCCAUUGACCUGCAUUUUAAUUAAACAGGACCUCUUCUGAGUUACAACCAGCUUUUUUGUAUCACUACGAUGUUGUAGUUUAUGUGAAUAAACGAUAUAUUAACUUCU
This is a messenger RNA of Acanthopagrus latus (yellowfin seabream), 762 nucleotides long. RefSeq names its product barttin CLCNK type accessory subunit beta (gene bsnd). Gene Ontology annotation, biological process: chloride transport. The record is from RefSeq and is a predicted model, not a curated record. Gene Ontology annotation, molecular function: chloride channel regulator activity. The transcript is spliced from 3 exons. Bases 25 to 390 code for a protein of 121 amino acids. Lineage: Eukaryota; Metazoa; Chordata; Actinopteri; Spariformes; Sparidae. Gene Ontology annotation, cellular component: basolateral plasma membrane.